AUCAUCACCACCACCAACAUCAUCAUCACCAACAACAACGUCACCGAUUACGUCACCCUUAACAGAAGCACGACCGCCAGAGCCUGCAAAUCAUAUCGGAAUCAUUGUCGGUGUGGUGGCUGCUGUCACCGCUGUCGUCAUCAUCAUCGCCGUCGUCGUCAUCGUUAGGAAAACUUCACUAAAAUGUCCCCUAGAUGAGAAACCUGGUUCUUCAAAAAUUCAGUCAAGCCGGCCGAUAACCAUAGCAAAGUUUGAUGACAUCUACAACCAGAUGCAGGCUAACAGUCAGCUGCUCUUUGCCGAGGAAUUUGAGUCGCUGAAGAACGUUGGUCGCAAUCAGAGCAAAGACGUUGCCGGGGAAGAGGUCAACGUCCUCAAAAAUAGAUACAGCAACAUUCGACCUUACGACAUCUCGCGAGUGAAGAUCAGCGCCUGUUCAGGUGACAAUUCCGACUACAUCAACGCCAGCUGGAUACCUGGCUAUUUCUCACGCCGUCAGUACAUAGCCACUCAGGGACCCCUGGACAGCACCCUAGACGACUUCUGGCGCAUGAUCUGGGAGUACAAUGUCAAGGCCAUUGUCAUGAUUACCAGACUGGUUGAGGAGGGCAAGAUAAAAUGUUGCCAAUAUUGGCCAAGCGACGAUGAAGUCGUGCUGUACGGCGACAUCGCUGUGAAAGUGGCCAGUGUCGUAACCACCGAACACUGGGUCGUCCGGGAGAUGAGUGUUUCAUUGGUCAGUUGUGGGCAGGAGUGCCGCCUGGUGAAACAUUGUUUCUACACCUCCUGGCCGGAUAUGAAAACCCCGGAGGAGAGCCAGUCCAUCAUCAACUACAUCCGAAUGGUCAGGGGCUGUUUCUCAGUGCGGGGAUCAAGCCCCCUCGUGGUUCACUGCAGUGCUGGCGUGGGCCGAACAGGCACGUUCAUAGGGUUGGACACGGCAUUGUACCAGCUGGAAGAAGAAGAGAUGGUUGAUAUUUACGGGGCCGUCUACAAGAUGAGACUCAACAGAGCCUUCAUGGUUCAAAACGAGAAACAAUACAUUUACAUCUAUCUCGUCGUAAAGGACAUGAUCCAAGCCUACUUGAGGAAAAAAGAACGAGGUUAA
Messenger RNA from Helobdella robusta, 1108 nucleotides. RefSeq lists its product as hypothetical. The record is from RefSeq and is a predicted model, not a curated record. Gene Ontology annotation, biological process: protein dephosphorylation. Gene Ontology annotation, molecular function: protein tyrosine phosphatase activity. Lineage: Eukaryota; Metazoa; Annelida; Clitellata; Rhynchobdellida; Glossiphoniidae. The transcript is spliced from 11 exons. Bases 272 to 1108 code for a protein of 278 amino acids.